Colletotrichum gloeosporioides is the source of this 354-nucleotide messenger RNA. RefSeq lists its product as uncharacterized. Bases 1 to 354 code for a protein of 117 amino acids. Lineage: Eukaryota; Fungi; Ascomycota; Sordariomycetes; Glomerellales; Glomerellaceae. The transcript has a single exon. The record is from RefSeq and is a predicted model, not a curated record.
AUGGUUACAACUACGGGUAAAACCUUUAGACUUCGUCUGGUUGCGGACCAUGACAAAAUUGCGGUGGACGGCGAGGACGUUUCAUUUGUUACGGUCGAGGUCGUGGACUCUGACGGCAAUGUGGUGCCCUUGGUAAAUGACAGGAUAUCAGGGUCCGUCACAUCUGGGCCGGGCAAGGUCGUUGCCACAGAGAAUGGGCAUCCGGCGGACUUUACCGAGUUUACAUCCCAAGACCGGAAGGCAUUUCAUGGUGUACUGUUGGCGAUCGUCAAGUAUCACAAUGCAAGGGACUCUGUUAUCACAGCAAACAGCACCGAAAUGAAGUCUGCGAGUCUUUCUUUGGUAGCGACUUAA